Exaiptasia diaphana is the source of this 2700-nucleotide messenger RNA. Its product is annotated as ATP-binding cassette sub-family F member 2. Gene Ontology annotation, molecular function: ATP hydrolysis activity; ATP binding. Bases 66 to 1883 code for a protein of 605 amino acids. The record is from RefSeq and is a predicted model, not a curated record. The transcript has 11 exons. Lineage: Eukaryota; Metazoa; Cnidaria; Anthozoa; Actiniaria; Aiptasiidae.
UUUUUUUGGCCAGAAUCAACAUAUUUAUCAAAUUUUUCUUAUUUUUAAGUGUAUAAAAAUUAAGAAUGCCUUCAGAAGCCGCGAAGAAACGGCAAGCUAAGAAAAAGGCAGCGGCACAAUCGCGAGGAAAACCAAAACCGGCCGUAAAUUCGUCAAAUGUAGCGAUCGAAAACGGUGACAAUGCCAGCAAUGGCGGAAUACUCGACGUAUCUUCACGGGCAUGUACCGGCGUUUUGGCAUCACAUCCUUUAUCUAAAGAUCUCAAGAUUGAGAACUUUUCUAUUACUUUCCAUGGAGUUGAACUUCUAAAGGACACAAAACUAGAGUUAAAUAGUGGAAGGCGAUAUGGUUUGAUUGGCGCCAACGGCUGUGGUAAAUCUACUAUGCUUAUGUCGAUUGGUAAAAGAGAAAUCCCCAUCCCUGAACAUUUUGAUAUCUUUCACUUACAUGGAGAAAUAGAAGCCAGUGAUAAAACUGCUCUACAGAGCGUGAUGGAAGUGGAUGAAGAGAGACACAGGUUAGAGCUUGAAGCAGAGGAGUUGGCUCACCUUGGAGAAGAUGGCGCAGACAGGCUGAUGGAGGUUUAUGAAAGAUUAGAAGAACUAGAUUCAUCCCAUGCAGAAGUCACAGCAGCCGAGAUUCUUCAUGGUCUUGGUUUUACAGCUUUAAUGCAACAAACAGCCACAAAAAAUUUCUCUGGUGGUUGGAGAAUGAGAAUAGCUUUAGCAAGAGCUUUGUUUAUUAAACCUUCUAUACUUCUUCUUGAUGAACCAACCAACCAUCUUGAUUUGGAUGCGUGUGUAUGGCUUGAAGAAGAGUUAAAGAACUACAAGAGAAUACUGGUUAUAAUCUCUCAUUCACAAGAUUUUCUUAAUGGUGUUUGUACAAAUAUUAUACACAUGACAAGAGGACAAUUGAAAAGCUAUGGUGGUAAUUAUGAUUCGUAUGUCAAAACAAGAGCUGAGUUGGAAGAAAAUCAAAUGAAGCAGUAUAAUUGGGAACAGGACCAAAUAAAGAACAUGAAGGAUUAUAUUGCCAGGUUUGGACAUGGAAGUGCAAAACUUGCAAGACAAGCACAAAGCAAAGAGAAAGUUCUGGCCAAAAUGAGUGCUGGGGGAUUAACAGAGAAAGUUGUAAAGGAUAGGUCUCUAUCCUUUUAUUUUCCUGAUUGUGGUAAACUUCCACCUCCUGUGAUAUCAGUACAGACCAUGAGCUUUAGAUAUGCAGACGACAAGCCAUACAUUUACAAGAAUCUUGACUUUGGAAUGGAUUUGGACACAAGAGUUGCACUAGUAGGGCCCAAUGGUGCUGGUAAGUCGACACUGUUAAAGCUUAUAGAAGGAACUUUAACACCAACAGAUGGAUUGAUAAGACGUCAUGGUCACUUAAAGAUCUGUAGAUAUCAUCAGCAUUUACAAGACAUGCUUGAGUUGGACCUUUCUGCCCUGGAGUUCAUGAUGAAGUGUUUUCCUGAAAUCAAAGAAGAUGAAGUCAUGAGGAGAUCCAUAGGACGAUAUGGUCUGACUGGCAAACAACAGAUCUGUCCAAUGCGAAACCUCUCCGAUGGACAACGUUGUCGCGUUGUCUUUGCAUGGCUGGCAUUCCAAACGCCUCAUCUUCUUCUCCUUGACGAACCUACCAAUCAUUUAGACAUGGAGACGAUAGACUCUUUGGCUGAAGCCAUUCUUGAUUUUGAAGGUGGUCUUCUGCUAGUUAGCCAUGACUUUAGACUCAUUAGUCAGGUGGCUCAAGAGAUCUGGGUUUGUGAAAAGGAAACAGUAACUCCAUGGAAAGGUGACAUCGUAUCUUACAAAGAAGAACUUAAGAAGAAAGUGACUAAGGAGAAAGCCAAAGCAAGAAAAGCUAAAACAAAUCAACGAUAAAAAAUAGUCUAUCAAUGAAAAUGAAUGCGAGUUAAAGUACAUUUAUAUAGCAAAGUCCACAAGGUAUCUUCGCUGUUUUUUCCUUAUAUUCACAGGUUUGAUAUUUAUAGUCAGUAUAAGCUAUGACUUUUUCUUGGAGCUAAAAGAGGGAGAAUGUGAAUUAUUGAGUACAUGUAGGAGGUCCUAAAUAGGAAAAGAGAGUUGGCUGGGGAAGAGAGACUAAUCCAUGGCUAACCCUCUGACUGUCACAACUUUCUUAAAGUUUGGCGUACAGUUUGAUCAGCUCUCAGUAACAAAAACAAUAAUUCUAAACCAACAAAAAGAUUUCUGCUAUCAAAGAAAACACUUUGAUGAAAUGGUUUUCAUUAUAUAUUUUCAUGAAGUGAUACAAUUUUAGCCUGAGUUCAUCCAGCGUUUACCGGAUGUACGCAGGCUAUAGUCUAAAAUGUGGACUUUUUGUGGAAAAUUCGGCUUGAUAAGCGUCGUCCCCAGGCUAUACCGUUACAUCUCCUUCCCAGUUUUUGGCGGAUGAUGGCGUUAUGUUAGACAAGAGUAGCCUGGGACGAGUCAAUAGCCUGACUUUCUAAGCAGGCAGAAUAAUUGCUUUUGCUCGCAGUCUAUAUAUCAGUGGGCUGGCUACCCACUGCACUAAUGAAACAAAAAAAAAAAAAAUCCUCAUUUAUUUUGGAAAUUUAAAUAUAAACAUUGUGUAGAUCACACAGCUGUAAAUUUAACGGUUUUUAGAUUUACAAAUUUAUGAAAAUAAUGUCGCUUGUAAAUGCUAUGUUAGUGCUCUUCUUUGAUCAAUGUCGGUUUG